Messenger RNA from Hirsutella rhossiliensis, 951 nucleotides. RefSeq names its product WD domain, g-beta repeat domain-containing protein. Gene Ontology annotation, biological process: rescue of stalled cytosolic ribosome; positive regulation of protein phosphorylation. Gene Ontology annotation, cellular component: cytosol; nucleus. Gene Ontology annotation, molecular function: protein kinase C binding; ribosome binding; translation regulator activity. The transcript is spliced from 5 exons. Lineage: Eukaryota; Fungi; Ascomycota; Sordariomycetes; Hypocreales; Ophiocordycipitaceae. The record is from RefSeq and is a predicted model, not a curated record. Bases 1 to 951 code for a protein of 316 amino acids.
AUGGCUGAACAAUUGAUUCUGAAGGGCACUCUCGAGGGCCAUAAUGGCUGGGUCACCAGCUUGGCCACCUCCAUGGAGAACCCCAACAUGCUCCUGUCUGGCAGCCGCGACAAGACUCUGAUCAUCUGGAACCUCACCCGCGACGAGACUCAAUACGGCUACCCGAAGCGGUCCCUCCACGGCCACUCCCACAUGGUUUCGGACUGCGUCAUCUCCUCGGACGGCGCCUACGCCCUGUCGGCUUCGUGGGACAAGACCCUCCGCCUUUGGGAGCUUUCCUCUGGCCAGACCACCCGGCGAUUCGUCGGCCACACCAACGACGUCCUCUCUGUCUCCUUCUCCGCCGACAACCGCCAGAUCGUCUCUGGCUCGCGUGACCGAUCCAUCAAGCUGUGGAACACCCUCGGCGACUGCAAGUUCACCAUUACCGAGAAGGGCCACACCGAGUGGGUGUCUUGCGUCCGCUUCAGCCCCAACCCCCAGAACCCCGUAAUCGUCUCCUCGGGCUGGGACAAGCUUGUCAAGGUUUGGGAGCUCUCCACCUGCAAGUUGCAGACCGACCACAUUGGCCACACCGGGUACAUCAACACCGUUACCAUCUCCCCCGAUGGCUCCCUGUGCGCCUCCGGUGGCAAGGACGGCACUACCAUGCUCUGGGAUCUUAACGAGUCCAAGCACCUGUACUCCCUCAACGCCAACGACGAGAUCCACGCCCUCGUCUUCUCCCCCAACCGGUACUGGCUCUGCGCUGCCACCGCCAGCAGCAUCAUCAUCUUCGACCUCGAGAAGAAGAGCAAGGUCGACGAGCUCAAGCCCGAAUUCACCUCGGUCGGCAAGAAGAGCCGGGAGCCCGAGUGUGUCAGCCUGGCCUGGUCCGCCGACGGCCAGACCCUGUUCGCCGGCUACACGGAUAACAAGAUUCGCGCCUGGGGUGUCAUGUCGAGGGCAUAG